AUAACACAAAUUCGUAGUCCGCGUCGAGUUACUAGGAGCCUUUUAUGUAAUAUGAUACACAUGCAAAUGUUAAAUAUGAACGUGCACAUAAACACAUAACCGUUUCUCUGCAAGCGUCCAGGUGUAAUGUGUAGGCAAAGUUUGAGGAAGUGAGGUGCAGAAUAUCAGAAUAUCAACAGCAAACUUGUGUGUGUGUGUGUGUGUGUUGAUGGCGUUUCGCAAAACGUUCAUCUCCCACGAGGCUUAUUAUUAACGGCAACAACUCCGGUUUAAUUCCGGGUUGCACGGUUUCAGUGUUACAGAAUAACCUUCUGUUGAUCAUGAGCGCGGUGUGCGGACUGGUCUUGAGCACCGGGAGGAUCCUCACUCAGUCCAGUGUGGAGCUGAUGGCAGCCCGCGGUGUGUUUGUAAGGCCGAUCAAGCGACUUCUCCCCCGGGUUUCUUUUACCCAGACCCGCUCCUGGUGCUCUGAUGGGCCCGUUGCUGAUCGGGCUGAAGUACGGCUGAGUCGGCUAGAUGGUGAAGACGACGGUAUAGUGGAAGUGCUGAUGUGUCGUGAAAGGGCGAGGAACUCUCUGGGACACGUUUUUGUGGGUCAGAUGAGAGAGCUGGUGUCAUCGUUGCAUCAUGACACAGCAGUUCGUGUGGUGGUCUUCAAGAGUUUGAUACCUGGAGUCUUCUGUGCAGGGGCAGAUCUUAAGGAGAGAGCUCAGAUGAGUAACCCUGAGGCAGAGCUGUUUGUACAAGGCCUACGAUCACUAAUGAAUGACAUCGCUGCACUGCCCAUGCCAACCAUCGCAGCAGUGGACGGCUUUGCUCUCGGGGGCGGUUUGGAAUUGGCACUGGCGUGUGACCUCCGCACUGCAGCACAUUCAGCGCAGAUGGGCCUGAUUGAAACUACACGAGGAUUACUCCCAGGGGCUGGAGGCAGUCAAAGGUUGCCCCGGACAGUCGGCUUUGCCAUCGCAAAGGAGCUGAUUUUUACAGGCCGGCGUGUCGGGGGGGAACAGGCUGCAGAGUUGGGGCUGGUAAACCGCUCCGUGCCACAGAACCAGACAGGAGACGCAGCCCACAAAGAGGCUCUUUGUCUCGCACGAGAGAUCCUGCCUCAGGCCCCGAUUGCCGUGCGAAUGGCUAAAGUAGCCAUGAAUCGAGGCGCUGAGGUGGACAUCUCUUCAGGAAUGGCUAUUGAGGGAAUGUGUUACGCCAGGCUCAUUCCUACACGGGACAGACAAGAGGGCAUGGCUGCAUUUAUAGAGAAGAGGCCUCCAAGGUACAUUGGAGAGUGAAUGAUUUUAAACCUGCACAACAUGCUUCAAAUCAACGUGUUACUAUACUGUAACCAGUGUUGGUUUUCAAUUUCCUUUGAAAUCUGAGCUUUGUAAUGCCUAAAAAUAACCACCACAAAUAAUUUAAAAAGGACUUUGUCAUGUUUAUGAAAAUACAGAAAAUAAAAAUCAUAAAAAACAAUA
Cyprinus carpio (common carp) is the source of this 1472-nucleotide messenger RNA. Its product is annotated as enoyl-CoA hydratase domain-containing protein 2, mitochondrial-like. Gene Ontology annotation, molecular function: enoyl-CoA hydratase activity. Lineage: Eukaryota; Metazoa; Chordata; Actinopteri; Cypriniformes; Cyprinidae. Gene Ontology annotation, cellular component: mitochondrion. The record is from RefSeq and is a predicted model, not a curated record. Gene Ontology annotation, biological process: fatty acid beta-oxidation.